Messenger RNA from Pseudovirgaria hyperparasitica, 983 nucleotides. RefSeq lists its product as uncharacterized. The record is from RefSeq and is a predicted model, not a curated record. Gene Ontology annotation, biological process: nuclear-transcribed mRNA catabolic process, deadenylation-dependent decay; mRNA export from nucleus in response to heat stress; positive regulation of translational initiation. Gene Ontology annotation, cellular component: RNA polymerase II, core complex; P-body. The transcript has 3 exons. Lineage: Eukaryota; Fungi; Ascomycota; Dothideomycetes; Acrospermales; Acrospermaceae. Gene Ontology annotation, molecular function: nucleotide binding; translation initiation factor binding. Bases 89 to 622 code for a protein of 177 amino acids.
CACAUAGCUGUGUACAUCCUCAAAAACUCUACCGACUUUUCUGUAGAACCACUCCAAGGCUUCACACCUCUGAUCUCUCAAAACCAAUAUGAACUCUCCUCCCUCAGACAACGACAAUGAUGACCUCGGCCCAGCCAGGGAGCCCACCCCGCAAGCGCGACCGCCUCCUCGCGAGAAAACCCAGAUUCCCAAGCAAGUUGCGCGUGUAAAAGAGAGGCCGAGCGGAGACGAAGAGGUGGGUAGCUCACUGAAACUCGGCGAAUUCCAGGGCGUGCACAGUUUGUCUGUGUCGGAAGCGCGUAUUUUGGUCAAUGCUGUGUUCAAGGACCGCAAGCAGCGAAGGCCAAAUUGGAAUUGGGACAAGGAGAAUAUCACGAAGAUGGUAGACUACUUGGAGGAGUUCUCGAGGUUUAAGCAGACGGAAGCUAAUGAGUCGCUUGAAAGAGUGCUGGAUCAACGCCGUGAGCUGGAGUAUUUUGAGCGCUCCCAACUUGCCAAUUUAUGCCCGGAGAGUGCAGAUGAAGCAAAAACCCUCAUCCCUUCCAUCACGAACAAGAUCAGCGAUGACGAUCUACAAGAGCUUCUAAACGAGAUCGGAAAGCUCAGGCAAUUUGCCGAGUGAAAGCAGUCAUCCUCAUGUUAUGCUAUGUCUAUAGCUGAGCGUCGCCUUGAGUGAAGGAGACCGGACGCCCCCUUGAACCCCAGAAAAUACUGAUUGAGUGUAAAUGCUAGCUCGGCUGAGAUAUUGCUGAAACUACGCAGAGAUUACAGAGCCACAUCGCGGCCUCGACGUAGAUCAAGUGUUGUGCUUGAGAGCUCUGCGAAGAUAUUUCCCCAAGCCAACGCAAAGUAUUCGAGUUGGAAUAUCGACAUUGCUUAGGUUGUUGUUUCACCCGAAACACGGCGUAUGGUCAGAGGGUGACACGCACUAUAUACAGUGUAGAUCCUGUAGCAUAAAUGCAGCACUUUGCACAGACCAGCCU